AUGUCAAAACAAAAAGGACGUAAAGCAGAGAAGGUAGAAGAGCCAGAACAAGCCAUGUUAGGUCCAAAUCUGACUGGAGAAAAGAUCUUUGCAGUUUGCCAUCUCUUAGCGACCUUCAACGACACAUUUAUUCACGUUACCGAUCUCUCUGGCAGAGAAACACUUGCAAGAGUGACUGGUGGAAUGAUGGUUAAGGCUGACAGAGAAGAAAGUUCCCCAUACGCAGCUAUUUUAAACUCUAUUAAAUUCCAGUGUUUUUAUUAUAAAUAUUUAUUUUUGAAAAAAAAUGAUAGAAAGGUAUAUGCUCGCUGCCGUUGAAGUCUGCAAUCGUCUUAAAAAACUAGGCAUCAACUCCCUUCAUAUUAAAAUCAGAGCUAGAGGAGGCACGGAAAGCAAAACACCAGGACCUGGAGCUCAAGCAGCUUUAAGAGCUUUGGCUAGAAAUGGAAUGCUUAUUGGAAGAAUUGAGGAUGUGACACCAAUCCCUACAGAUAGCACAAGAAGAGCUGGUGGAAGAAGAGGAAGAAGAUUAUAA
Molecule: messenger RNA, 535 nt
Organism: Blepharisma stoltei
Lineage: Eukaryota; Ciliophora; Heterotrichea; Heterotrichida; Blepharismidae
Source: the annotation of a GenBank genome assembly